AUGGGACGAGCGAAAAUACAAAUGGAAUUUAUCACGGACAACAAGAAACGUGAGACCACAUUCAAAAAAAGAAAAUUAGGUGUCAUCAAGAAAGCUUCUGAGCUUUCUACAUUGUGUGAUGUUUUUGUCUUGAUGAUCAUAUUCAGUGAUCAUCAAGAAACUCCUCAAAUCUUUCCACCAGAUACUGAGGAGUUUGAUAGAUUGAUCGAGUUUUAUAUCAAAACUCGUGCUAGUGAUCUUGGGAAAAUCAAAUCUUAUGAUUUACUCCAGUUCUUAAAAGACAGGAAAAGCAAGAUUGAAGAAGAAUUAUUCAAGACCAAAAAAAAAAAAUUGCAUGCCAAGUAUCCUACUUGGUUUGAUUCCUUGAAUGAUGCCCCAGAAAAGAAAUUGAGGGAAUUUGCAUAUGUUUUGGGCAAUAAAAUCGAUAAUGUGAAAGUUCGAAUUGAAUCUCUCAAGAAAGCUUCUUAUGUUCAGAAUCUUAAUCAAGAUUACAAGAAUGUCCUAAAUUUUGUCAACCCGAUAACACUGAUGAACCCAAGCAUGGAUUACAACAAAUCCGGAUACGGAUUGUACUCAUAUGGUGGUGAUCAAAAUCAAAAUAACAUGUUCAUGCAAUUGCAAUCAUCAAAUCCUAAUUUGGCAAUGAAGACGCCUAUGAUGAGUAAUCAAGAUUUCAAUAAUAACUAUUGUGACCCGAUUAAAGCAAUGAUGCUGAUUGGUUACAACAACAACAACAACAAUCUUGGUGGUUUUGAUUGUAUGGAGUUGUGUAGGAAUGACAAAAAUAACUUGUUCAUGCCAUCAUUAAAUCCCAACUUUGUGAACCGUAACUCGUUUAUGAAGAUGAUGAGUGAAGAUGAUCGCGAACGCUAUGACGAUUUCAAUAGUUUUCAAAAUCUUCUUCGAGCAGAAGGUAAUGGAUUAGCCCGACCGGAUGCAAGGUAUACACAAGAACUCGUUCGUGAUGGAGUUUUCAAUCUUAUGUAA
This is a messenger RNA of Erigeron canadensis, 987 nucleotides long. Its product is annotated as MADS-box protein AGL42-like. Bases 1 to 987 code for a protein of 328 amino acids. The record is from RefSeq and is a predicted model, not a curated record. Gene Ontology annotation, biological process: regulation of transcription by RNA polymerase II. Gene Ontology annotation, molecular function: RNA polymerase II cis-regulatory region sequence-specific DNA binding; protein dimerization activity; DNA-binding transcription factor activity, RNA polymerase II-specific. The transcript has a single exon. Lineage: Eukaryota; Viridiplantae; Streptophyta; Magnoliopsida; Asterales; Asteraceae.